UCAACUCCCUCCCUCCAUUAAACAAACCCCCUUCAUUCUUGACUCUCAGACUUUCCCCUUCAUUCCCUCUGUCCGGUUCUCCUUCCAAACCCACCCAUGAGGAACACGAAUCCUAUUCCUCAUUCCAACUCUCCCUAAAAAACCAAACCCACUUCUUCUAUUCCUUUAUUCCCUUUUUCAUUUCUUCCAAUGGGCAACGCCAUCGCAAAGGUCUCUCACUGCUGCUCUGUCGCCGGCGAUGUCUCCAGGCGCCACGACGUCGACGUCGUCUCCCCCGACGAGGGUCUCGGCCACUCCUUCUACUACAUUCGCCGCCCAGAAAUAAUCUCCCCCACGACCUCGUUUGAGGCUUCCUCUGAGGAGUUCCCCAACCCGGCUACCACCACGUUCCGGUCAAUCUCCGGCGCCUCCGUCAGCGCCAACACGUUCACGCCGCCGUCUACUACACUAUAUGAUCUCUACCCCGACAGCUCCGGUGGUCUCGAUCGUGCUGCUAGGUUUGAGAGCUCUACUUCGUUCGCUUCGAUUCCUCUGCAGCCGGUUCCUCGGAACCCGGGACUUCCGGGGUCCGGUCCUGCUGAAAGAGGCUUCUUGUCCGGUCCGAUCGAGCGGGGGUUCAUGUCCGGUCCGAUUGACCGGUUGGUGUGUUCGGGUCCGAUUGAGAAGCAGUCCGAGAAGAUGGAGAGAAGCCUCUCUUUUGGGCUUGAGAAAAAGCCCAAGAGAAGGAAUUUGAUGAGGAUGAUAAGAAGAGCGAUUUCGAAGAGUAUGAAUCGGCGGCACAAGUCGGCUGUGACGCCGAAAGAAACGGAGUCGGAGAAAAUCGGCGAGGAGUUGAAUCCGAGUAGUACUAACUUGAGCAGCCAUGCGAGUUUGAGUGGAAAUGAGAAUGGGAUUGGGGAUUUCUCAAUGGAAAGUCAGAAUCUUCAGUGGGCUCAAGGGAAGGCGGGUGAGGAUCGAGUUCAUGUUGUGGUUUCUGAUGAGCAUGGUUGGGUGUUCGUGGGGAUUUAUGAUGGGUUUAAUGGCCCUGAUGCUCCUGAUUAUUUGUUGUCUAAUCUUUACUCUGCUGUGCAUGAGGAGCUCAAGGGAUUGCUGUGGAGUGACAUGUUGGAAAUCGAAUCCAUGGAUUUGAAAUCAUCGGAGUCGAAUGUGGUUUCGUGUUCUUUUAGUGAGGUUGGCUGCAUUGAUGGAGUUGAUAAGGAGAAUUGUACAGUGGAGAAUGUGUUGUCAAAUAGAAAACAGAGCAGGCAUUUGAGGAAUGAAAGUAAUGAGAUGGAUAAUAAGUGGGAGGAGAGUCAGAGGAGAUGGAAGUGUGAAUGGGAUAGAGAAAGGCCAGAGCUUGAUAGGUUAACUAAGGAGAACUUGAAGCUUAAGGUGUCAAAUGGUGUGGCAGCUGCGAACCCCUCGGAUGUUCUCAAGGCUCUUUCGGAGGCAUUAAGAAAAACUGAAGAGGCCUAUUUGGAUGUUGCGGAUAAGAUGGUUACGGAAAAUCCUGAGCUGGCUCUGAUGGGGUCUUGUGUGCUGGUGAUGUUGAUGAAGGGAGAUGAUGUUUAUCUGAUGAAUGUUGGGGAUAGUCGUGCGGUUUUAGCUCAGAAAGCCGAUCCCAAGAUCAAGCGAAACUUGGAACGGAUUAAUGAGGAAGCUUUAUGCGAACGUCGAUCAUCUAGUGCUGAUGAGCUUUACAGUUUAAACAAUUUGACUUCGGUUCAGCUGACAAUGGAUCACAGCACAAGUGUGAAAGAGGAAGUUCGAAGAAUAAGGAAUGAACAUCCAGAUGAUGCUACUGCAGUGAUGAAUAAGAGAGUGAAGGGUUAUUUGAAGGUCACUCGGGCAUUUGGUGCCGGCUUUCUAAAACAGCCAAAAUGGAAUGAUGCACUGCUAGAGAUGUUUAGACUCAAUUAUGUUGGGACUGCCCCCUACAUUACAUGUAUACCAUCACUGUAUCACCACAAACUCAGACCAAGAGACAGACUCUUAAUAUUGUCCUCUGAUGGACUCUAUCAGUACUUCACCAAUGAAGAAGCCGUCUCCGAAGUAGAGUUGUUCAUCUCUUCCUUUCCUGAUGGUGACCCUGCACAACAUCUGAUUGAAGAAGUGUUGUUUAGAGCAGCAAAGAAAGCUGGACUGGCCUUCCAUGAACUGCUUGACAUCCCACAAGGCGAACGUCGUCGGUACCAUGAUGACAUUUCCAUUCUUAUUAUUUCACUUGAGGGAAGAAUAUGGCGUUCAUCGCUUUGAAUAAUACAUACUGCAAAUACAAAUUACAGCCACGAGAAGGGUUGGAUGGCCGGUUUUGAGUUUUGACAUUCAUUGCUUCAUUUGUACCUUUUAUCCCCCAUUAUCUUUGUAACAUACCCAUUACGCUGCAAAUAGCUGCCGAUUGAUUAGCAUGUAAAGGUUUGGAGAACAGAAAGCCAGAAAGGCGUUAAACAAAGUGUCCUGGUUUGGUCCGAAAAUGUAAUACAAAAUGAGUAACCCUUGUACGA
This is a messenger RNA of Rosa chinensis, 2483 nucleotides long. Its product is annotated as probable protein phosphatase 2C 23. The record is from RefSeq and is a predicted model, not a curated record. The coding region runs from base 190 to 2235 and encodes 681 amino acids. Gene Ontology annotation, molecular function: protein serine/threonine phosphatase activity. The transcript is spliced from 4 exons. Gene Ontology annotation, biological process: protein dephosphorylation. Lineage: Eukaryota; Viridiplantae; Streptophyta; Magnoliopsida; Rosales; Rosaceae.